Kwoniella shivajii is the source of this 426-nucleotide messenger RNA. RefSeq lists its product as uncharacterized. Bases 1 to 426 code for a protein of 141 amino acids. The record is from RefSeq and is a predicted model, not a curated record. The transcript is spliced from 3 exons. Lineage: Eukaryota; Fungi; Basidiomycota; Tremellomycetes; Tremellales; Cryptococcaceae.
AUGGCCGCUCACAAUUCAUCUCAUCCAUUGGCCAAGCAAAGAGCUGAUUUUUUGCUCGUCAAAGCUGAUACGCCAAUUGAGAAGAAAGCGCAUUUCCCAGCGGACGUAGUUGGUGCAGCAGCCGCAUACGAAGCUUUCCAAGCUUUCCAAAAUAAUGAUGCUCAUACUUCUGGUCUCACUGGUAAAGUGACCCAUGCUAGAUCAAAAGAGAUCAUCGUCGGUCUCGCUGAAGGUAGAGUCGUAAAGCUUGUCGAGGAGAAAAGACUUCCUUUCACCUCUGAAAAAGAGAAAGUCAAAUUCAUAUCAACAGCUCAAAAACACGCCGCAGCAGAUGCUAAGCGAGCAGUCAGAGAAUCAGGGUUAUACUCUGAUCAUGAACUUGAACCACUUGAUUCUGAAGAGAGGAUUGCUGCUAAGAUCAUGUAG